AUUCUUGAGUGAAAAUUAGUUUGGAAAAUUUUAAAAAUCACUAAAAUAAUGAAGAUGAAGACGUAAGUCGAUACUUGAAUUUGAACGUUUGAUAAUGCAGUGCAAAACUCAAACUCAAUCAAAUGCAGUUGUGAGUGAAUACCAUGGCAGACAAAGAACAUUUGGAAGAAGUCAAAUCACCGAUUGUUAUGAAAGUAGAAGCACCUCCAGAUGAAAACUCUGCCAAUUCAGCCACAGAGGAAAAUGAUAGUAAUGAAAACAAGAGUAAUGAUGAUAGCAGCAGUAGUAGCAACAAUAGUGGAACACACUGUACAAUAAAUAAUCAACAAACAUCAAAAGUUCCAGUAUUGGCUAGACCAAAAUUUGGUAUUGGAAAUCCAUUUGCAAUAAAGCCUAGUAUUUUAAGUAGCCCUAAGUUAAAUUUGAGUAAUAACUCAUCAAAAACAAUAUUACGACCAUCAAAAUUAUCAACGGUAAACGAUGAAACAUCAACAUCUGAAGCAUCAAAUAAUAGUAAUAAAAAACCAUUUGUAUUAAGUCCACCACAAUUAAAUCCAUUUUUAAAAGUAGCGAUAAGUGAUGAAAAUUUAACAAAUAAAAGUACUAAUGCUAAAGAACAAGAAAAUUCAAAAGGUCCAGCAGAAAGUUCAUCAGAUGCAACGUCUAAUAAAAAAGAAGAUGCACCAAAAUUUGUUCCAUUAACUGGUGCGAAUUCAACACAAAAUAAUAGUACAUCAAAUUCUGCAACAAAUUUUACGGUAAAUUCAUCGGGUUCAUUUGUUUUUGGACAAAAUUUACAUGAACGUGUUAUUGGAGAAAAUGUUGAUGGUAAAAAUAAUGGCAUUGAAAGUUCUAUGCCAGUACCUUCAUCAAGCUGUUCAAAUGGUACUUCGUCAUCAUCGUCAGCAGAAGCAUUAUUCAGUACUGCAGCAGUUGUAAAUAAUGACAAAAGUAGUGCCGAUAACAAUGGUGAAGCAAAAAGUUUAAGUGAAGCCGCACGUGAAUAUGAAGAGAGUCGAGCACAAAAACGUAAAUACGAGGAAGUGACGGUCAUCACUGGUGAAGAAAAUGAAGAGAAUAUUAUGCAAAUAUCAUGUAAAUUAUUUGCAUUCGAUCAAACCACUAGAAAUUGGCAAGAACGCGGACGUGGUAAUUUACGUUUAAAUGAUAUUAUUUUACCUUCUUCAACGUCUUGUUCAGCUGGAGAUUCGUCAACGGCUUCAUCAUCGAAUGAUGUACAAUCAUCACGUUUAGUUGUUCGUUCAACUGGUAGCUUACGUGUUGUUAUGAAUACUAAGAUUUGGGCAGGAAUGUCUGUAGAGUUGGCGAGUCCUAAAAGUAUACGUUUAACGGCUAUGGAUAGUGCGGGUAUUGUUAAAGUAUUUCUUGUCAUGGCAAAUGUAAAAGAAAUAGAAAAAUUACAUAAAUUAUUAAAAAAUCGCGUUGACAGUGAAAUCAAACGACAAAAUAAAUUAUUAGAAACAACACCAACAGAUAACAAUAGUACAGCAGAACCUGUUUCAAAACGAAAACCAUCUGAUGUAAAUGUGUGAAAACAAAAAAAAAUAAAAUAAAAUAAAUUGUAAUUCUUAAUAAAUUCCAUAUUAAAAUAGAGACAUCUUAAAAAUGUUUUGUAAAGUUAAAAAAAAAAAAACCAAAACAUGCUCA
Molecule: messenger RNA, 1668 nt
Organism: Chrysoperla carnea
Lineage: Eukaryota; Metazoa; Arthropoda; Insecta; Neuroptera; Chrysopidae
Gene: RanBP3
Product: ran-binding protein 3
Exons: 7
Coding region: 144-1553 (469 amino acids)
Biological process (GO): protein export from nucleus
Cellular component (GO): nuclear pore; cytoplasm
Molecular function (GO): GTPase activator activity
Source: RefSeq, a predicted model, not a curated record